UUUCAAACAAAACUGUGCGCCCGCGCCGCGCGGCCGCCUCGCUCGCUGACACGACCCACCGAACUAUGGAAGUGACAAGGGACUGGUAGCUGUUUGUAAACAAUCCGCGGUGAAGCAGUGGUAACAGUGUGUAAUCGUGCGCAUCUUAUCGCCGCUAUGGCGGUCUGCGACAAGUGGGUCGCGCUCAAGAUAGUCGAGUUUGUGCUCUGCGUCGCAUGCCUGGUCACGAAGCGAGUGUCAGCUGACGAUGAGGUCCGGCUAUCGCUGCUUCUGCAGAAGCUAUCGCGGGAAUGGUCGCUGCUCACCUCCGUCACCUGGGACUCCGUCGGGGGAGCGUUUGCUGACGCAGUAUAUGGAGGUUACGUGAUAAUAACCUUCGGCUUGGUGUUGGCGCGAAUUUUCCAAGAAAUACCCAAAGGACGGCGGAUAUUGGAGGGAAUCUUUCUUGGCUUUGGGAUGCUGUUUUUCAUCAUUUUGGGUGGUCUAGAACUGGCAUCCUUAGACUCAGUCCCAAAGAAGCUGGUUGUGAACGCUUCCGUGCUAGGAACCCUUUCAUUAGUCGUCGCCGCCCUCUUCCUGCUAGACCUCAUGGGACCCCGCGUGUAUACAGCCACAAAACAAGCUCAAACUGACUCCACAUCAACGCCGAAAACUGACAAGAAACUGUCAAUGACCACUCAGUCGCAGACCUCGCCACCGGUUGCUAAUGGCAACGGACAUUUGACGAGCGAGAAACAAAAUGGACACGGAGCUGAUAAACAAAAUGGACACCUGGCCGAUAAGCAAAAUGGACAGUUGACUGCCAAACAAAUUGACCGGCCCGAAAGACCAAAAGAUCUAGACCUAGAAAAGAACCAAACGGAAAAAAGUGGCAAAAAGGAAGAUUCUAUGUUCUUCGAUGAACCGAAACAUGGUUAUACGAAAUUCGACGACAUUGAAGACAUACUUGAAAAGACAAAGUUUGGGUCAUUGAGGUCUGGGAUCGAAGGAGGGAACUACGUCAGGCUGUCGGACCCUCUUAUCGAACCGAACAGAUUGCACUACGAGCAGGAACUCGCCAAGUUCAACGAGAAGUACUUUAAAGAGUACUUAGAUUCUUACGUCGACGGCAGCAAGCUGUCUGUCAUGAAAGAGGACUAUCUCCCCGAACUGCAAACGCCAGUGUUCGCGAAAGUUAAAUCUGGGCGAUUAAAGACGCUGUACGAUGACGUCUCGCCCACUUACGAGCCAAAACGACAGUCGAAGUCGCCGUCUCGAGUUAAGACGGUGCCGUCGCCGACGCUGCAACAGCUAGAAGACUAUUUGCGGUCGUCGUCCCGGUCCCGAAGGGGGGACACGCCCGCUGUGUUCCCGAUGGAACCCAUAGAAGAGAGGGACCGGGAGGGCCCUGAUGCCGAGGGCCGCGCCUCGGGAACGCCCACGGAUCCCGGCUAUGUCCAGUACACCGCCAAGAAGUGGCCCGACAAGCGAGAGAUACGAACUCCUCGGCACAGUCCCACACAAUAACUUUGUAAGUAGUUUUAAUGGAUGCACGCGACGAAUGAUGAACGUGAACCGAAGUGCUUGUUGAGUGUGUGAACUUAACUUAAAAUUAGCCAUUGAAUUAGCUAGAUUAUAGUAACUAAUAUUUUUUGUACAUUACGUUGAACACAAUAAAUUAAUUUGACUACCAAAA
Messenger RNA from Ostrinia nubilalis (European corn borer), 1675 nucleotides. RefSeq lists its product as uncharacterized. The record is from RefSeq and is a predicted model, not a curated record. The transcript is spliced from 4 exons. Lineage: Eukaryota; Metazoa; Arthropoda; Insecta; Lepidoptera; Crambidae. Bases 157 to 1506 code for a protein of 449 amino acids.